AUGACUAAGCACAAACUCACCCUCUUCGUCGAUAUCAUCAGUCCAUUCGGCUACAUCGCCUUCUACGUCACCAAGAACUCGCCCAUCUUCAAGCAAUGCGACAUCACCUACGUCCCCAUCCUCCUAGGCGGAGUGAUGAAAGCAACCAACAACCGUCCCCCCCUCGAGAUUAAAAACAAAGACGUCUGGAUAGCCAAAGAGCGCAAGCGCUACAUCAAAGCCUUCUCCAUCCCCUCCCUACCCGACACCCCGCAACCCUUCCCGCAAUCCACCGUCACCGCCCAACGCGCCCUGUGCGCCAUCGAGCUCCACCGCCCGGACAAACUCGUCGAAGCCAUCGCCGCGCUCUACCACAUCUUCUUCGUCGAGGGGAAGCCGAUUUCCAAGGCCGAGACCGUGGCCGAGGCGCUGAAGGGUGUGCUGGGUGAGGCCGGGGCGAAGGAGAUUAUGGGCAAGGUGGGGGAUGCGGAGGUCAAGCAGCAGCUGCAGGCGAAUUCGAAUAAGGCGAUUGAGGCGGGGGCGUUUGGGUUGCCUUGGUUUGUGGCGACGAAUGCGCAGGGGGAGACGGAGGGGUUUUGGGGCGUUGAUAAAUUGGGGCAGCUGGUGGAGCAUCUUGGUUUGGAGAGAAAUGGCGAGCCGGGUCUGCGUGCGCUGUUGUGA
Molecule: messenger RNA, 660 nt
Organism: Neohortaea acidophila
Lineage: Eukaryota; Fungi; Ascomycota; Dothideomycetes; Mycosphaerellales; Teratosphaeriaceae
Product: putative 2-hydroxychromene-2-carboxylate isomerase
Exons: 4
Coding region: 1-660 (219 amino acids)
Biological process (GO): glutathione metabolic process
Cellular component (GO): peroxisome; mitochondrion
Molecular function (GO): glutathione transferase activity; glutathione peroxidase activity
Source: RefSeq, a predicted model, not a curated record